AUGAAGUUGCCACGGCCACUGCUGGUGGCGCUUUUGGUGCUGAGCCUGAUCGUCGUUCCUUCAAAGGCAGAUCUGGAUGACUUUUUCAACGGCUUCGGCUUUCACUUCAGACAUGGACGACAACAACAACAACAACAACAACAACAACAACAAGAACAACAGGCUCAAGGAAAUGAUAAUCAAGACCCGCCGGGAGCCCAAGUAAACGAGCCCAGGGGUUCAUAUAUUGCUGGUGCAUACGGCAUGGGAGGAUCGCCGCCGCCACCUCAAGCAGUGAUAAUUCCUGAUCCGGCUGUUCAGCCUGCAGAGCCGGCUGAUUUUAAGCCUGCACAGAUGGUUAUUACUAAUAACUUAGGUGGUCUGUCGGUGGGGUUCUACGAUAGAAGUUGCCCUAAUGCAGAGAAGAUUGUGGCUGAUUGGUUGGCAGAACUUAUAAAGACAAAUCCAUCUGCACCUGCUAACAUUAUUCGUCUUGCAUUCCAUGAUUGUGCUGUUGGUGGUUGUGAUGCCUCGAUCUUGCUAGACUCCAUUGGGCAAGGAGAUAAAGUGGAGAAGGGUUCAAUCUUCAACGGAAUGAGCCUCAAAGGUGCCGAUCUGAUCGACGACCUAAAAAUGAGAUUGGAGGAAGAGUGUCCACAGACAGUGUCAUGUGCAGAUGCAAUUGCUUUUUCAGCCAACGAGGCGAUGGCAAUAGCUGGGGGAGUCCGCCAGCGUCCUCUAGGAGGACGCAGGGACGCCCUCAACUCCCUGGCUACGGCGGCAGAUCAGAACCUGGCCUCCCCGACUGCCACGAUAGACCAGAUGUCCGCCAUCUUUAGGAGGCUAGGUUUCAAUCAAGAGGAAAUGGUGGUGCUCUUGGGUGCACACUCCGUUGGUACAGCACACUGUGAUCUUUUCAUGGAUAGGGUUUACAACUUCAGAAAUACGCAGAAGCCUGAUCCAGUGCUUCCAUUGCCAUAUGUGGAAGAUUUGAGGAGACUUUGCGCUAAUCCUGGAACACCACAAUUCAGAAACCCUAAUGUGAACUUUGAUGAAACGCCUUAUGCAUUGGACAACCGCUACUUUAAGAACCUUGUACAGAACAAGGCUUUGUUGCUGUCGGAUUCUUCGUUAAAAGAUGAUCCUAGGACGGGUCCCACCGUGAGACAGAUGGCGGAAGAUGAUACGUUGUUCCCAAAGAGGUUUGCUGAGUUGUUCACUAAGAUGACUACUUUUAAUGUGCUCACUGGUCUUCUUGGAGAAGUUAGGAAGACUUGUAGGUCCACCAAUAAUUGA
Messenger RNA from Arachis stenosperma, 1275 nucleotides. Its product is annotated as peroxidase C1C-like. The record is from RefSeq and is a predicted model, not a curated record. Lineage: Eukaryota; Viridiplantae; Streptophyta; Magnoliopsida; Fabales; Fabaceae. The transcript has 2 exons. Bases 1 to 1275 code for a protein of 424 amino acids. Gene Ontology annotation, molecular function: peroxidase activity; heme binding. Gene Ontology annotation, biological process: hydrogen peroxide catabolic process; response to oxidative stress.